AUGUUUAAGAAGAAAAUUUCAAUGCUAAAAUCUUGUUUAAAUAUUUCAAAAUUAACAUUCCGAAGUCUUUUUUAUUUUUCAAUGGAUCAACCAUAAGUUCCACCAACUGGAGAGCAAGCCAUAAGCAAAUCCCAAAUGAAAUAUCUUAAAAAGUAAGAGGAGAAGGAAAAGAAGAAAGCUGAAAAGGAUGCCUAAAAAGUUUAAUAACCAGAGAUAGCCGCAGAUAAGGAAAAAAAACCAAAAAAAGCCGAAUAACAAGUAGAAGAAGAAGUAGAUCCUCGUCUCUUCCACGAGAAUAGAUCUAAAUAGGUGCUAGCACUUAAACAAACUAAAGACCCAAACCCAUACCCUCAUAAAUUCCAAGUGGAUUUAACCAUAGCCCAAUUCAGAGAUAAGUAUGGUCCUCUUUGCACAGAAAAAGGCAAAAUUCAUGAGGAUUUUGUCUCAGUGGCAGGAAGAGUGGUCACCAUUAGAUCUAUGGGAGCAAAACUAAUGUUUUAUGAUUUAUAAGGAGAGGGAACUAAAAUUUAGGUGAUGGCUAAUGAAGCCAAUCACAAAGACUAAGAGUAUAGCUUUGAAAAAGUUCAUACCUUGAUUAAAAGAGGUGACAUCAUUGGAGUAAAGGGAAAUCCUUGUUUAACCAAGGCAGGAGAAUUAAGUAUUGCACCAGGCUUCAUUCAAUUGUUAUCACCAACGUUACAUAUGUUACCUACAGCUCACUUUGGAUUCAAAGAUCAUGAGUAAAGAUAUAGAAUGAGAUAUUUGGAUUUGAUUAUGAACAAGAAAGUCAGAGACAUAUUCCUCACAAGAUCAUCAGUGAUCAAAUAAUUAAGAGAAUAUUUUGAUGGUAAAGGAUUUAUUGAGGUCGAAACUCCAUCCUUAAAUGUUAUUCAAGGAGGAGCCACUGCCAAACCAUUUAAGACAUUCCAUAAUUCAUUACAUAGAGAUUUAUUCAUGAGAGUUGCUCCAGAAUUAUAUCUUAAGAUGUUAAUCGUAGGGGGAUUAGAUAGAGUCUAUGAAAUAGGUAAAAACUUCAGAAAUGAGGGAAUUGAUUAAACUCAUAAUCCUGAAUUCACAGCUAUGGAAUUCUAUUGGGCCUACUGCGAUUAUAAUGAUCUCAUGACAGUCACUGAAGAAGUCUUGUCAUCAAUUGUGUUAAAGUUGAAGGGAAGUUAUAAAUUCAAAAUUCAUAAGGGUGAUAAUCCUACUAUCACACUUACUGAACAUGACAUUAAAUCUGGUCAUUUUAAAGAAAACGAAGAGGACUUCAUAGAACUUGAUUUCACACCACCUUGGCCUAGAGUUUCAAUGAUGGCUGAAUUGGAAAAAAAAUUAGGUGAAAAAUUGCCUGAAGUCUUGGAAAGUGAAGAAGCUAAUGCCUUCUUUGUUGAAUAAGCAAAGAAACACAAGGUUGAAUGCUCUAAUCCAAGAACAACUGCUAGAUUAAUUGAUAAAUUAGUUGGUCAUUUCUUGGAAGUCAAUUUCAGGAAUCCCACAUUCUUAAUUGAUCAUCCUUAAUUAAUGAGUCCAUUGAGUAAAGUUCACAGACAAUAUCCAGGCUUAACUGAAAGAUUUGAACUCUUUGUUAAUUAUCAUGAAUUGUGCAAUGCCUAUACAGAAUUGAAUGACCCAUUUGUUUAAAAGGCAUUAUUCUAAAAGUAAGUAGAAGAUGCUGCCAAAGGUGAUGAUGAAGCUAUGGGAUAUGAUGAAGGGUUCAUUAAAUCUUUAGAACACGCUUUACCACCAACUGCAGGAUGGGGUCUUGGUAUCGAUAGAUUUGUGAUGUUGUUAACUGAUACACAAAACAUCUAAGAAGUUCUUCUGUUUCCAGCAAUGAAACCUGAAAUGACUAUAGAGGAAAUGUAGAAAAUUUAAAAAGAGAAGGAGGAAUAAAAAUAAAAAUAAUAACAAUAAUAAUAAUAAUAAUAAUAGUAACAACAAUGAAGGAUAUUAAAUAAAUAAAAAUAUAUAAAGAGUCAAAUAUUUUUAUCA
Molecule: messenger RNA, 1992 nt
Organism: Paramecium tetraurelia
Lineage: Eukaryota; Ciliophora; Oligohymenophorea; Peniculida; Parameciidae
Exons: 5
Biological process (GO): lysyl-tRNA aminoacylation
Cellular component (GO): cytoplasm; cytosol
Molecular function (GO): tRNA binding; lysine-tRNA ligase activity; ATP binding
Source: RefSeq, a predicted model, not a curated record